Anopheles nili is the source of this 1413-nucleotide messenger RNA. RefSeq names its product neuropeptide CCHamide-1 receptor-like. The record is from RefSeq and is a predicted model, not a curated record. Gene Ontology annotation, cellular component: membrane. Gene Ontology annotation, biological process: G protein-coupled receptor signaling pathway. Lineage: Eukaryota; Metazoa; Arthropoda; Insecta; Diptera; Culicidae. The coding region runs from base 1 to 1413 and encodes 470 amino acids. The transcript is spliced from 8 exons. Gene Ontology annotation, molecular function: neuropeptide Y receptor activity.
AUGCUUGCAUCCGCCAUGAUGACAAUGCUUGACGAGCACUCGGUUGCCAACGGGGCCAACGAUUCCAACUCGGAAUCCGACGACGCCGAAGUUUUCGGGAGUAUCGUGUACGCUGAAGAAACCCACACACCGGCCACUCUCCACGGCCAGCCAUUGCCAGCUGGAUCAGUUCCGGUAAGCGAGCUAGAGUUUCUCGAGACGCUGCUGAACUCUUCGGCCAGCCCGUGGAAUGCAUCGUCGGCGUUGGCCACCGAAACGCCCUACACACCGUACGGGUUGCGACCGGAGACAUACAUUGUGCCGAUCCUGUUUGCGGUCAUCUUCAUCGUCGGCGUGAUUGGCAACGGGACGCUUAUCAUCGUGUUCCUGCGACACCGGGCGAUGCGGAACGUUCCGAACACCUACAUCCUAUCACUGGCACUUGCGGACCUGUUGCUGAUUGUCACGACCGUACCGUUCACGUCCAUCAUAUACACGCUCGAUUCCUGGCCGUGGGGCAGCCUGCUCUGCACGUCGUCCGAGUUCAUCAAGGACGUGUCGAUCGGGGUGUCCGUGUUCACCCUCGUUGCUCUUUCCGGUGAUCGGUUUUUCGCUAUCGUCGACCCGCUCCGGAAGUUUCACGCCCACGGUGGUGGACGGCGAGCCACACGCAUGACCAUCACGACGGCUGUUCUGAUUUGGCUGCUAGCCAUCGCUUUUGCCGUACCGGCCAUCAUUGGAUCGCAUAUCAAGACUGUCAUCGUCAACAAGGACGUGUCGUUCUACUUCUGCUAUCCAUUUCCGGAAGAAUGGGGACCUCAGUACGCCCGAGGGAUGGUCCUGGGCAAGUUCCUCGUGUACUACGCCGUGCCGCUGUUCAUAAUUGGCAUCUUCUACGCACUGAUCGCACGUCACCUCAUCCACAGCGCCAACCACGUACCGGGCGAGAUGCAGGGAACGGUGCGCCAGGUUAAAGCUCGUCGGAAAGUAGCCAUCACCGUGCUGGCGUUCGUAGUCAUAUUCGGCAUCUGUUUCCUUCCGUCCCACCUGUUUAUGCUGUGGUUCUACUAUAACCCCAACUUCAACGAGGACUACAACGGCUUCUGGCACGCGCUGCGAAUAGUGGGUUUCUGCCUUUCGUUCGCAAACAGCUGCGCCAACCCGAUGGCCCUAUAUUGUGUCAGCGGCGCCUUCCGGAAACACUUCAACCGGUAUCUAUUGUGCGACGGACCGUCCAGCAGUCGACGCCGGAAUGGAGACAAUCUGGCACCGAGAGACACGUCACUUACCAGCACCAUGUCCCGGCGUUACACCAGCAAAAGAAUGCAGUCCCUCCGGAUCAAUAUCCAGGAGACGACGAUCGUAAUGAUACCGAACGGCAGCUCAAAGACCGACGGCUCAGCGCUCGAGAAGGAAAUGGUAUGCUUGUCGUAA